This is a messenger RNA of Eruca vesicaria subsp. sativa (arugula), 729 nucleotides long. NCBI's taxonomy places the organism in Eukaryota, Viridiplantae, Streptophyta, Magnoliopsida, Brassicales, Brassicaceae. The record is from the annotation of a GenBank genome assembly.
AUGCCCCCAACCAUUAUUUCUGUGGAGGGAUACGACACUUGUCGUCCUGAGGACGAUAUCAAGAGUGAAUUGAUUAAUCACUUCAAUUCAUGUGGCGAAGUCUUUAAUGUUAUUGUCCGCGAAGACCCAACUAGCCCUAAUCUCGACAGACGUGCUUUGGUUAUUCUUCUCGGAGAAGGCGCAGAAGAGAAGGCCUUGCAACUUAAUGGAACCGACAUUGGUGGAUGGAAGGCUCUUGUUAAAGUUGAACCAGAGGAGGAGGACGCGGAGAUACAACGUUAUAGACUUCUUCUGAUUGACGAAUAUACGAAUGACCGCAGAUUUUGGUAUGGCGUAACCGUUAGGGGAUAUGACAGUUCCCUUCCUGCAGAUGAAGUCGAGAGCGCUUUGAAAGAACUCUUCUCUUCUUGUGGAGAGAUCACCCAUGUUUUUGUCAAUACUCUCGAUAAGCUGACUAACACUACAAGAAAAUCUUGUAAUAUCUAUUUUCACCAGAAAGAAGGAGAAGUUAGUGCACUGGAUCUUUGUGGAAGUGAAGUGGGAGGAGGAUUCAAAAUAGCCGUUCGGCGCGUAGCUACGAUCUUUUCUAACCGUCCCCCUCCCUCUUCCUCCGGUGAAAGUGAAAUUUACUUCGGCUACUCUAUCCCAGCUCAUAUGAUCGAGUUUUCCGCCGAGAUCAAAAACAAGGUCACUGCUCUUAAGAAGACACGAGGUCAUCGCUGCUUUUGA